AUGUUCGCCCACCAGGGCGUGACACCAGGAACUAAUUUUUGCAAGUUAAGUGGGGGUGAAAUUUUUUUGGGCAUACUGGGGAAGAUGGCAUCGAAUACUUAUAAAGCUCUUAAACAUGGCUCUUAUGAAAAUACCCUUUCCUUUGAGCCAGAUGGCUUCCCAAGUGGCGAAGAUUGUGUCCACGGCACCACCCAAAUUCUCAUUCUUCAGGCGAUCAUUCGCCAACAAAGAGUGAUAAGUCGUUCGUUAUUAGCUGAUAAAGACCGAAACAUACAUAGUAAAAGUAGUCCAAACAUUAUCACGAGAGCUUUGAGAGAAACUUUACAGAAAUAUAUCGAUUCGGAAAGAAAGGACUUCAUAAAAGCCGGGUCGCUUGAUCAAUAUUUACAACAAUUUCAAGCGUAUAACAUUGCCCUAGAUGAGACUUCUUCAAUGAUCGAAAGUAUCUCAAGCCAACCACAACAACCUACUUUAGUAAAUUCUGCAAUUUCGCAACAAUCGAAUAAUUUUUCAAAUUAUUUGAUUCCUAAUUUUUAUUCAAUACCUGAUGAUGUUGAAAUGGAAGAUUUAUUUACAAUUGAUAAAGAAAAGCGCGGAGGUAGCGGAAAUAUUAAAAGAAGUGCGCCGCAAAGAUGGUAUACGACGAUCAAAACCAAUAUUUUCCCGAGCAGUGUGAAUUAA
Funneliformis mosseae is the source of this 681-nucleotide messenger RNA. The record is from the annotation of a GenBank genome assembly. Lineage: Eukaryota; Fungi; Glomeromycota; Glomeromycetes; Glomerales; Glomeraceae.